AUGUUUCUGGGGUUCCUUCUCGUGCUGGCCUUGUCCUACGGGCCGCGGGUCGAAGGAGCUCGAGGAGAGGGAAUUCCAGCCAAUCGUGAUCAGAGCAAUCGACUCGAAAUUCCGCAGGGGGAGCAGCAGAGGCAGAGGCAGCUGGAGCUGAACCGGCUUCAAGCGGAGUUGCCAAGGAAGGCCAUGCUUGCAUUUCGGGAAUCGGAGCCGCAGGAGGAGUCGAGGAAGCAGGAGCAGCUGAAGCAGCAGCAGGAACACGAACCGCUUGAGAAGGAGCGGCCCGAGUUGAAGCAGCAGCGGCUGGACAAGGAGAAGGAGUUGAGCCGCAUUCAAGCGGAGGCGUCGAAGAAGGCCUAUCUGGAAUACCAGGAAAGGCAGCGACAGGAGGAGCUGUAUGAACAGCAGGAGCGGCAGAGGCAGCGGGGACGAAGCAUGCCGGACGAGGUGACGACGCAGCCGGACGAGGUGACGACGCAGUCGGACGAGGUGACGACGCAGCCGGACGAGGUGACGACGCAGCCGGACGAGGUGACGAUGCAGCCGGACGAGGUGACGACGCAGCCGGACGAGGUGACGACGCAGCCGGGCGAGGUGACGACACAGCCGGACGAGGUGACGACGCAGCCGGACGAGGUGACGACGCAGCCGGACCAGGUGACGACGCAGCCGGACCAGGUGACGACGCAGCCGGACGAGGUGACGACGCAGCCGGACGAGGUAACGACGCAGCCGGACGAGGUUGUCGAGAAACGCUAG
Closterium sp. Yama58-4 is the source of this 756-nucleotide messenger RNA. The record is from the annotation of a GenBank genome assembly. Lineage: Eukaryota; Viridiplantae; Streptophyta; Zygnematophyceae; Desmidiales; Closteriaceae.